Helicoverpa armigera (cotton bollworm) is the source of this 920-nucleotide messenger RNA. RefSeq names its product large ribosomal subunit protein uL16m (gene mRpL16). Gene Ontology annotation, biological process: mitochondrial translation. Gene Ontology annotation, cellular component: mitochondrial large ribosomal subunit; ribosome. Bases 128 to 853 code for a protein of 241 amino acids. Gene Ontology annotation, molecular function: rRNA binding; structural constituent of ribosome. Lineage: Eukaryota; Metazoa; Arthropoda; Insecta; Lepidoptera; Noctuidae. The record is from RefSeq and is a predicted model, not a curated record. The transcript is spliced from 5 exons.
ACCUAACCUAGCUUUUCCAAAUAUUGUUUCAGUACUGGGAUGAUAAACUGAAAUUUUAUUAAUAAAAGGCUUUUUAAGCCACAACAAUAAACAGCAUUUAAAUUCUACAUUUAUAAUAUUUUUCGACAUGUUGGCCCAAACGCUUCGAUUGAGUUUUGGGUUGUUAAAGCCUGAAAGCACUCAACUGGUGCUCGCAGCUGGUAUAAAAUAUUUUCCGCCACCAAAAAACUAUGAUCACAUUGAAAUACCUGAGCGUCAGAGGCUCCGUAUUUACGACAAAAUGCCCACAUAUCCUUCGAACCUGAAGCCUCCAAAGAUGCAAAAGCGUCUCCGUUACAUGCGCGGUCCUGAACCACUGCACACAACCCUGCAGUUACAGCAAUAUGGUAUUGUUGCCACUGGUGGAGGCAGAUUACGUUCUGAACAUUUUGAAAUGGCCCGUCUGCUUGUUGCAAGAAGGUUGGACCAAAAGAGAAUGUUUGCGAUCUGGAGAGUGGACCCUCCAUGGCAGCCCAUUACGAAGAAGGGCCAAGGUCAACGUAUGGGUGGAGGUAAAGGUGCCAUCGAUCAUUACGUCACACCUAUCAAAGCUGGCAGAAUCAUUCUUGAAGUUGGUGGCAAGUGUGAUUACGCUGAGGUCCAACCAAUGCUCAGAAUGAUUGCUGAGCGAUUACCUUUCGCAGCUGAGGCAGUUUCACAGGAAAUUUUGCAAAAGAAGGCAGAGAAGGAGAAAUGGUUAGAAGAGAAUAAUAAGAACUUUUAUACAAUGAAGUACAUAAUACAGAACAAUAUGGGAGGAUGUCAUAGGUUCCUCUCCCCCUUCGACCAUCGCUGGUAUGGAAAGUAUUUGUAAAUAUGAUUACUGAAAUAAGUUGUUGUUAUAGGAUUGUAGUGAUAAAAUAAAUAUUAUGAAGCUGUAA